CACCUAACCUUACAUCAAAUAACCCAAUCUCAAAGUUUCAUCGAAUCCAAUUCUCUCUUCUCUUUUUCCCAAAGCCAAACAAAAGCUCACCCUUAGAAAAAGAGAUGGCACCCAAAGCUGAGAAGAAGCCAGCGGAUAAGAAGCCAGCUGAGGAGAAGAAAACAGUCGCCGAAAAAGCUCCGGCGGAGAAGAAGCCAAAGGCCGGAAAAAAGCUUCCCAAGGACGGCGGAGCAGCCGCAGCAGACAAGAAGAAGAAGAGAUCUAAGAAGAGCAUCGAGACUUACAAGAUCUACAUCUUCAAGGUUCUAAAGCAAGUCCACCCGGACAUCGGAAUCUCAAGCAAAGCCAUGGGAAUCAUGAACAGUUUCAUCAACGAUAUCUUCGAGAAGCUUGCUCAAGAAUCUUCUAGACUCGCAAGGUACAACAAGAAACCCACCAUCACUUCUAGGGAAAUCCAGACCGCUGUCAGGCUUGUACUUCCGGGUGAACUCGCCAAACAUGCCGUCUCUGAAGGUACCAAGGCCGUUACCAAGUUCACUUCAUCUUGAAAAGGGAACUUAGCUGGGCUGUUGUUAGGGAUAGGGUUAGGAUUUCCCCUCUUUUUAUUUAGGUCGUGUGAUUUUCUAUGUUUAAUUUCCAAAAUUUCGGCAUGUGUUUGGAUAUUUGGUUUGUAUUUGAACGUGGAUCUACUCGAUCCCGAUUUGUCCCUUGUAGAAAUUAAUGCAAUCAAAAACAAUUUCGCUUGAUUUCUUA
Hibiscus syriacus is the source of this 753-nucleotide messenger RNA. Its product is annotated as histone H2B-like. Gene Ontology annotation, cellular component: nucleosome. Gene Ontology annotation, molecular function: structural constituent of chromatin; DNA binding; protein heterodimerization activity. NCBI's taxonomy places the organism in Eukaryota, Viridiplantae, Streptophyta, Magnoliopsida, Malvales, Malvaceae. The coding region runs from base 105 to 548 and encodes 147 amino acids. The transcript has a single exon. Gene Ontology annotation, biological process: nucleosome assembly. The record is from RefSeq and is a predicted model, not a curated record.